Molecule: messenger RNA, 1909 nt
Organism: Bombus pyrosoma
Lineage: Eukaryota; Metazoa; Arthropoda; Insecta; Hymenoptera; Apidae
Product: FAST kinase domain-containing protein 4
Exons: 10
Coding region: 256-1860 (534 amino acids)
Source: RefSeq, a predicted model, not a curated record
UAUAAACAAUACUAUCAAAUAAUAUUAAGAGACUAAUUUUUUGUUAUCAUCUUUAAUCAAUUAUAGCAUACUUAUAAUUUAAAAGAUUCUUUUUUAAAUAAAAUGUACAGUGUUAACAAUGUCAAUUAAUUUUCUAAAUUACUUUAUUCAUACUAGAAAUAUACAAUUCUUGCACACUGUUAUUACAAAUAAUAUUAAACAUUGUAUGUACAUCAGUAAAACAAAUCCUCUUCAAUCAUAUUGAGUGUUACAAAAAUGCUGCAAUUUAAUACGGCAGCUUUUACAAUAGCAACCAGGUUUACUUCUCGAUUUUUAUGGCGAUUAAAUGCAUCAUUAAGUACAAAUACAGCAACAAUAAUCUCUGAGUCUAAGAAUGAUGUUAAGCUUGAUGACCAAAUAAAGGAAAUGAUGUCAAAUAUAACGGUAGUUGAUAAACAACACAUGACAUUUGAUAAAUUAAAAAUAAAAAUGUGUAACGAUUUAAAUAUAAAACCAAUAGUUACUGAAAAGAUUAAAAAAGCACAAAGUAUACAAGAAAUACUAGAAAUUGUGAAAACAUCUUCUAUAUCUCAAGAUGAUAUUUUACAUAUUCUCAGAGCUAUUUCGAUUUGGAUAAAUAAUAAUAAGGAAACUAAUUCAAGUACCAAAAUAAAUGAAAGUUCUGUACAAAGCCAAACAAAAGUUAACGACACAACAUCUGAAAAUUCUCUGAUCGAUGCUGAAGAUUAUUUUUAUCAGUACUAUAAUCUUUCAACGUCUGCAAUGAUCAAGAAUAUAAAUAAAUUAGCAAUAGCAGGUGACAGAAAUGUGAAACUUUUAAAUUAUUUCUUUAAAAAUAUUAUUGAAUAUCAUGAAUUACUGAAUACAAAAGCAUGUUCAAAUCUAAUGUUUGGUAUGAGCACUUUGAAUUACUCUGAUGAGAGAUUACUUAAAAAAAUUUGUAAAGAUUUCAUAAAGAGUAAAAAUGUUCCUGGUAAUAAAACUAAUAUUGUAACAAUAAUAUCUAUGUUAAAAUCUAUGGCAUUAGUCAGAUAUAAAAAUAAUGUAUUUAUAAAUCAGCUAUGUGAUGACAUUAUUAAAUCCAAUAUAAAAUGUAGCAUGUCACAAAUUGCAAACAUUUUACUAUCACUUGCAACAUUAGGUUAUCAUUCUCAACGUGUAAAUGACAUCAUAGAGAAAUAUAUCCCAAAUUCUGAGAUUGAGAAAUUUGGAUACUCUACCAGAUUAAAUCUCAUAUGGUGCUUUGCUGUAUUCAAAACAUUGCAAAACAUACAUGCUGAAUCUGUAUUAGAUGAAAAGUUUGUUACAAAAAUAUCAUUCAUAGAUAUAAAAAACAACCAAAAUUUAUCCCAUUGGUUAAAAUUAUUAAAUAUCAAUGGAUAUGCACAAUAUGCACUCAACAAUUAUUCUGGACCGCUUCUGAAUAAUGAGAUAGUAUCACAUGUAACAAGCAAACGUUCAAAACAAAAAACAGCAUAUGUUGAAGCACUGGAAGUUACAUUAAAAAAUAUGUUGCCAUCUACAUCUCAUUUCAAUAUGAAUAUAAAUACCAACAUGGGGUUUCUUUUAGAUGCUGAAAUAUGUGUGGAUGACAAGUUUAAUUUUAUUAAUAUGAAUAGUGAUAGUAAAAGUGGAAAUUUCAUUAAGAUAGCUCUAUUAUUAGUUGAUUAUUAUGACAUGUGUCUAGGAGAUACAGAUUAUCAAGGAUUAAUUAAAUUGUACAGACAUUUAUUGGAAUGUAAAAAUUAUGAAGUAUUAAUUAUACCUUACCAACAUUUUGGUUUAGAAGAUAAAAUUGAAAAGCGUAUAAAUUAUUUAAGACGUCAGUUGAUCCAAAUAUUUCAAAAGAGAAGGGAAUGAUAAUUAAAUAUGAUUUCAUCUUGUGUAAUAUUUGAUAAAUAAAAAAUUA